Molecule: messenger RNA, 1065 nt
Organism: Mycosarcoma maydis (corn smut)
Lineage: Eukaryota; Fungi; Basidiomycota; Ustilaginomycetes; Ustilaginales
Product: putative Alcohol dehydrogenase
Exons: 1
Coding region: 1-1065 (354 amino acids)
Molecular function (GO): oxidoreductase activity
Source: RefSeq, a predicted model, not a curated record
AUGAGCGGUACACACAAGUUCUACACGCUCCCGGAGCCUUCUGCUCGCAACGGAUUCUCGUCGCUGAAGCUCAAGGAGGGACCCAUCCCGAAGCCUGAGGCGAACGAAGUUCUGAUCAAGGUGCACGCGGUUUCGCUCAACUAUCGCGAUCUGAUCAUCGCCAAGAAUGGGUAUCCUCUGCACCUCAAGCAAGGCGAGCUGAUUCCAGCUUCGGACGGAGCUGGUGAGGUGGUUUCGGUGGGCGAAAAGGUGACCCAGUGGAAACAAGGUGAUCGUGUGGCUGGUAUCUUUACACAGGCACACCAGCAUGGUUCGACACCGGACAAGGAAGAGGUCAAGACGGCUCUCGGCGGUAGCAUUGAUGGUAUGCUUGCUCAGUACGUCGCUUUGUCCGAGACCGGAAUCGUGCGCAUUCCUUCGCACCUUUCUUACGAGGAAGCUGCCACGCUGCCGUGCGCUGCUCUGACCGCCUACAAUGCUCUGUAUGGGAUUCCCACACAGCAGCUGCGCGCUGGCGAUACUGUGGUCGCUCAAGGCACCGGUGGUGUUAGCAUCUUUGCGCUCCAGCUCGCGGUAGCUGCGGGCGCCAAGGUAGUCAUCACCUCGUCAUCGGACGACAAGCUCCAGAAAGCGAUUUCUCUCAUCCCGCAAGCCCAGCGUCACCUCGUCACCACGGUCAACUACAAGACGAAUCCAGACUGGGACAAGGUCGCCCUCGACGUAACCAACGGAGUCGGCGUCGACCACAUCGUCGAAGUGGGCGGACCAGGCACCCUUGAAAAGGCAUUCAAUUCAAUCAAGCGCGGCGGCGUGAUUUCUACGAUCGGCUUCGUCGCCCAAGGCGACGCUCCCAAUGUCGCCUACCUCGCGCUCACCACCGGCGCCCACUUCAAAGGCAUCCUCGUAGGCUCGCGAGACCAGUUCGAACACAUGAAUCGCAUUUUCCAAACUCACAACAUCAAACCCCUCGUCGACAAAGUCUUCCCCUUCGAAAACGCCCAAGACGCCUACGAAUACCAGUGGAGCCAGGCGCACGUCGGCAAAGUCGUUAUCAGCGUCUCGUAA